AUGGCGGGUAAAUGGUAUUUCACAAAAAAAGAGUUGCGUAAAUCACCGAGUGCCAGAGUGGGUAUCAGUGCAAAGCAAGAACAAGAUUACAAACGACAGGCUGCGUGUCUGAUAAACGACAUGGGCCAACAGUUGAAAGUUUCUCAGUCAUGUAUCAAUACCGCAACUAUUUACAUGCAUAGGUUUUAUGCAUACCACCCGCAAUCAAAGUUCAAAAAGUGUUCAGUUGCAUGUGCAACUUUGUUCCUGUCUGCAAAAGUUAAAGAAACACCUUUAAGACCAAAAUUUGUGAUUAAAACUAUGUACCAGUGCUUGGAUAAAAAUUCUAAGCAGAUCAAUAUACAUUCAGAAAACUUCAAGGAAAAAGUUAAUGAAUUACUUUUCGACGAAUUAAUUUUAUUAACGACUUUGGGAUUUGUGACUGAAAUUGAACACCCCCAUGCUUAUGUGAUCGAGUUUUGUCAAAAGUUGAACAUGAGUAAAGAAUUUUCGCGGCUUGCUGACAAAAUAGCGACUCAUUGUCUCCAAUUGACUUCAAUGUGUUUAAGGUACAAACCCAAGGACAUUGCAAUUUUUUGUGUUCAUCUGACGAUUAAAUGGUCUCAUUUCAAGAUCCAGGAAAUCGUCGAUGGAAAAUCUUGGCUCCAGCGCUUGAAUUCCAAGGUCACUGAUCAACUUUUAUGGAAAAUGGAAAAAGAGUUUAAAAGUAUCUUGGACACAUGUUCGUCACGGAUUCAAACUCGAGUCAUGGAUCUUUUUAAGAAAAAUUCCGUGCCUCCGGCUUCGAUUCAAAAUAAAACGUCUGAUAGGUUGUUUAAAGAUGGCAAGGAGGAGAGUGUACCACCGAAGUAA
Cotesia glomerata is the source of this 852-nucleotide messenger RNA. Its product is annotated as cyclin-T1-like. The transcript is spliced from 2 exons. Gene Ontology annotation, molecular function: cyclin-dependent protein serine/threonine kinase activator activity. The coding region runs from base 1 to 852 and encodes 283 amino acids. Gene Ontology annotation, cellular component: cyclin/CDK positive transcription elongation factor complex; nucleus. The record is from RefSeq and is a predicted model, not a curated record. Lineage: Eukaryota; Metazoa; Arthropoda; Insecta; Hymenoptera; Braconidae. Gene Ontology annotation, biological process: regulation of transcription by RNA polymerase II; positive regulation of DNA-templated transcription, elongation.